AUGGUGCACCGUGCGGUGGUCGUCGUUGCUGUUGUUAUACUCUCUAGUUAUGUUACCGCUCAGCCGGGUCCGACUUUCCAAUCGACGAUAUUCGACAUACCGUCUGAGCUCCCCUCGGAGGACUAUGCAGUACUUUCUCAACUUGAAGAUGUUACCACUCCAAAGGUUCACCACCCAUUGAAGACAAAGAAGAUCAACAAGGCCGCGUUGAAUUUGCCCCAGGUCCAGCCUACAGUACCAGCUGCUGUUCAGCCUCCUCCUGUUCAGCCACUACCGCCACCUCCGAUCGUACCCACACCGGCCCCAUUUACCCUGCCAACUCAUCCCACCUUCCCUCCAUUCACUCUGCCAACUCACGCUCCAUUUACCCUACCAACUCAUCCCACCAUCGCACCGUUCACUCUACCUGGUGCUCCCCCCACUCCACCACCACCACCAUUCAUUCUGCCAACACACCCUACUAUGGCUCCAUUCACUUUCCCUACCCAUCCCACCUUCGCGCCAUUCACUUUCCCAACACAUCCUACAUUUGCACCAUAUAGUGCAGUUACACUUCCAUUUGGCUCUGUGUCUCCUUCGAUAUCUCAGCCUCCUCAACCAGGACAGGCCACUCAACCAGAUCAGCAUCAGCAGCUGCAGCAAUUUGGAGCUCAACAACCGCAGGUUCCACCGAGCCCUUCCGUGCUCUCGCCACCACAGCAGCAGCUCACCUUCCCACAUCAACAGACCACUCAGGCACAAGUUGAGCAACCUCAUCACCCUCUCUUCCCACCACACCAUCAUCUUCUACAGCCGGCCGGCGGUCAGCCACAACAACAGCAGUACGGCCAAGUGCAGCCAGGAGCUCAGACACCGCAGCAACAGUUUGGACAACCGCAGCAAUUCCAACAACAACAGCAAUUUGGUCCAGAUCAGUCACGGCCGCAAGAACAGCAGCAACAGCAGCAGUAUGGAGGACAGUACGUUCCACAGCAACAGGUCGCACCAGCACAGUAUCCACCUCCUUUCGCUCAGCAGGGUCAGAACCAAAACCAGCAGCAGCAGCCACAGUUCCCACAGCAACAGGGUCAGCCACAAUUCCCACAACAACGUGUGGACGUCCCACAGCAGCCCUUCCAGCAGUCGAUCGAUCCCCGAGCCCAACAGUACACCAAGUCCUCAUCUACUACUGCUCAACAGCAAGGAGUAGCUCAGCGACGAUUUGAGAAG
Molecule: messenger RNA, 1209 nt
Organism: Ostertagia ostertagi
Lineage: Eukaryota; Metazoa; Nematoda; Chromadorea; Rhabditida; Trichostrongylidae
Source: the annotation of a GenBank genome assembly